Molecule: messenger RNA, 1474 nt
Organism: Guyanagaster necrorhizus
Lineage: Eukaryota; Fungi; Basidiomycota; Agaricomycetes; Agaricales; Physalacriaceae
Product: NAD(P)-binding protein
Exons: 5
Coding region: 317-1321 (334 amino acids)
Cellular component (GO): intracellular anatomical structure
Molecular function (GO): oxidoreductase activity, acting on NAD(P)H, oxygen as acceptor
Source: RefSeq, a predicted model, not a curated record
AUCCGGUCUGGAACAGCUGAUCACGGCGCUAGAGGCCAAUGAAGAUAUACUACGGGUUUGGACCACAGUGGAUGGUUGAAUGAAUGAUUUCGGAUCUCAGUCACACGACGACACCCCCUUCAAGCAACCAACUACGAUAUAUGUACCUGCGACGCCGCUUGGCGUGCUUGACAAUUACCGUACGUUUGGUCCUAGUCUUGUGCUUUUUCCUCCCCGAUCAAUGGUCGGUCAGGUGCACCACCCGUCGGGACAAAUAAAUAAGUGCUCGGUAUAAAUCUUGCGUCCAUGUUAGACCGGACAACUCUAUUCCCUCCAAAUGCGAAUGACUUCCAUCCCCAGAGCCCUCAGACUGCAACGCACCGUAUUUUCUCGCACGGUAGCAUCUCGACUGGGCUCUGCCUCAUUUUCUACAUCCAGAUUGUUUCGCGAAAGCUAUCCUGUGCAAUCAGUCUCCCCAUUAGCACCUAUAGGCGUAGAUGCAGCUAUACGAGCAGUUACGGAUCCCUCGAUAUAUGUGCGCCCUAAAAUCUUCGACGAAUUUACUUUAGCGGAUAGGGUCGCCAUUGUAUCUGGUGGUAAUCGCGGGCUGGGCCUGGAGAUGGCAAUGGCGCUCUGCGAAGCUGGAGCUCGCGCUGUAUACUGUCUUGACCUUCCAAAACAGGGUUGUGCAGAGUGGCAGGCUGCGCAUGACUUCGUUGCCAGGAUGGAUCGCGGAUCCCGACUCGAGUACGUUUCCUGCGAUGUCACCAAUCAGAAUCGCGUCUGGACGGCCGUCGAAGAGAUUGGGAACAAGGAGAAACGAGUCGACAUCUGUGUCGCUGCUGCAGGCAUUCUUAUGAACCAUAUCGACUGCCUGGAGUAUCCUGAGGAUGAGUUCCGAAAAGUCAUGGACGUGAACACGAAUGGCGUACUCUUCACCGCCCAAGCUGCUGGUCGCCAAAUGAGACGCUUCGGCAUACCGGGCAGUAUAGUCUUGGUCGCCUCGAUGAGCGGAACGUUGACAAAUCGCGGACAUUCUUGGGUGUCGUACAACACCAGCAAAUCCGCCUGCCUACAGAUGGCUCGGAGCAUGGCUUGCGAGCUCGGAAAAGAAGGCAUUCGGGUUAACUCGCUUUCCCCUGGACAUAUCUUCACCGCGUUGACGAGGCAAUACCUGGACAAGCACCCUACGCUACUGGAUAAAUGGUCGAACUUGAAUCCAAUGGGAAGGAUCGGAAGACCUGACGAGUUACGAGGUGUCAUCACUUGGCUCGCCAGUGAUGCCUCCACAUUCUGUACAGGUAGCGACAUUCUUGUCGAUGGUGGUCACCACGCUUGGUAAAAUGAAUGGUUCACUUGAAUGUUGUCCGUUAAAUCCUGUUAUUUUGUUAACUAGCUAUGAUGAAUCCCAGAACGUCUAAUAAACAGGUUAUUCUAGUUGUCUUCGAGGACCCAAGGCUCCUGGAUAUGGGUGUAUUGAACAACGCCCUCAGGG